Botrytis sinoallii is the source of this 1176-nucleotide messenger RNA. RefSeq lists its product as uncharacterized. The record is from RefSeq and is a predicted model, not a curated record. Bases 1 to 1176 code for a protein of 391 amino acids. The transcript is spliced from 2 exons. Lineage: Eukaryota; Fungi; Ascomycota; Leotiomycetes; Helotiales; Sclerotiniaceae.
AUGACAGUGGCAUUCGCGAAGUCACCUCUCAAACGUGCUGGUUUGUGUCAAGAAGCCAUAAAUGGCGUUCAACGCAUAGUUAACUUUCAAUUUCGAAAGGAACAUCGCGCUCUCUUGACCAUCUUGGAGGAUUUGAAAACUAAGGUAGAUAAGACAUCUGCAGAUGCAGAACGACGAUUUGAGGAAUCUCAAAAGCAAUUGAAGGAUACUGAAAAUCGAUUGGAGAAGUUGGAAAAUGAGUCGAGAGAUUUGAUCCAGAAAAAUAAAGAGUGGGAGGGUGAAGUGAGGGGCUUGAAGGAGAAGAUGGAGAGGUUGAGUGGGUUGAUGGGUUUACAGACUGCAUCUGCAGAGCCGGUUCUUGCUCGCAGUGGUGAUACAGAGUUACAGAAGGAUCGGGUGCCAGCUGGGACUGAUUUGUCUGGUCAGGGUCUAGAUGUCGCGGGUCUGCAGCAUUUGGCAACGCCAUCUGUCAUCGUCUCUUCUCGGGGAAGUGCCGAAGCGCCUGAGCAACGUAUGUCCACAUCCACUACACAGCAAUCCGUUUCAGCCUUGUCGCCAGAAAUCAAUACAUCUCUCAAUGAUCGCAUCCCUCGUACGCCGAAUAGACGCCAAUCAAGUCAAGCCAUCUCACCACUCGCGCAUGAUGGCCCCAUGAGUCCGCCCCUCGCCCCUCGACUAUCACUCGUAGCUACUACACCGAUAAAUAAGAGAGUCCCACCACCAUCGAGCAAGCCAGUACCAAAUGCGACAUCCCGCAAAGCUGCCCACCCCCCUUCAUGGAUCAAUAUCUCGCAGACCCCAGAUCAAACUAUCGAGGCCUAUCUAGCUCAGGCAACAGAAUACAACAAGGCAAUUAAAUCACGCAAAUCUCGAUUCGAAUUCAUUGCAAGAUUCAUCAGAGGAUUGUGGAAGGAGAAUGAUCGCGACGUCUUACUCAAGCAGCUGCAAAAGAAAUUCCAGUCCCGAACUACGAAGGAUGGAUUCGUGGAGGUUAUGUGUGGAUUUUCUGAUGUGGGAGAGGGAUUGCUGGCUGCUAGGUUGAUUGCUGGAAGUGGAGGUACGAGUGGGAAGAGAGGUGGCCAUGAUGCUGGGAUGGAUCAUGACGAGGUGGAUGCAUCGCAUCAGAAGAGAAGAAAGACUUUGGAAUCCCAGUCGUCGAAUGAUGAUGAGUUGUAA